Molecule: messenger RNA, 2566 nt
Organism: Loxodonta africana (African savanna elephant)
Lineage: Eukaryota; Metazoa; Chordata; Mammalia; Proboscidea; Elephantidae
Gene: SPRN
Product: shadow of prion protein
Exons: 1
Coding region: 1-447 (148 amino acids)
Biological process (GO): protein import into nucleus
Cellular component (GO): membrane; nucleus
Molecular function (GO): nucleic acid binding
Source: RefSeq, a predicted model, not a curated record
AUGAACUGGACAGCCGCGACAUGCUGGGCUCUACUGUUGGCCGCAGCUUUCCUCUGUGACAGCGCUGCGGCCAAGGGCGGCCGUGGCGGGGCGCGGGGCAGUGCGCGGGGCGGGCUGCGGGGAGGCGCACGCGGGGCCCCGAGGGUGCGCGUGAGGCCCGCGCCCCGCUACAGCGCCGGGGGCUCCACACUGCGCGUCGCAGCAGCGGGGGCGGCUGCCGGGGCGGCUGCGGGCCUGGCGGCUGGCUCUGGCUGGCGGCGGGCCGCGAGGCCCGGGGAGCGCGGCACCAGGGACGACGAGGACUGGGCACCCGGCAGCAACGGGACCGGCCCAGGCGUCUACAGCUACCGCGCGUGGACUUCGUGCGCGGGGCCAGUUCGCGCCGGCCCGCGCCUCUGCCUGCUGCUGGGCGGUGUCCUCGGCACCCUAAGGCUGCUGCAUUCCUAGGCCCGGCUGGGCUCAGGGACCACCGGCUCCUAACCUGUGCCUAACUCGAAGGCCCGUUGGGCCCUCGCCGGAGGCUGCCAGGUGCUGAGCACCAGUCCCCUCGCUGUCCGUGGUCGUGGAGCCCAGAAGGGCUAAGUGGGCAGUUCCAGGCACUUUGGGGGAACCACAGCCCCUCCUGAGACAUAGGCGGCUCGCCUAAGCCCCACCUCAUCCUACCCUUCUCCCACCUACCAGCGAUGGGCUCCAGGACUACUUCACCUGCCUCAGGGCCACGGGGCCCCCAGCCAGGAAGGUGCCUAUUGUGGGCUCCCUACAUAGCCCUCCCAGGAAUGCCCACCAUAGCUGUCUGAGUGGUUUCUAAGAGCACACCUGCUGCAGGACACCUUGCCACCUCACCUCCAACCAAGGGGUCAGCCUCACAGGGGCUCUCCCUGUCAGAACCCUUGUGAGGCCAGGGCCCACUGGCCUUGGGGAAGGGUCUCCUUUCCCUUAGAGCCGCUUCACCACCACAACUUGAAACAAAAGUCAUUUAACUCGACUUGAGACCGUCUUCUUUGAACUUGAGGUUCACAUUCCGGAAUCGGAGUUCUUACCUGGACUCGGGACCACAGCUUCCAAUCCCACAAAGGAGUCCAUCCUGGGCACUGCCCUGCCGGAGUGGUCUGGGAGCACUGGCUAGCAGCCAGCAGCCUCCCCAGGCCAGGCAGAGGGCAGUGUGGGGGCACAGGUGCAAGGAUAGCCUGGUCCUUGAGGAGGUCAGGAGCUCCAGUCAGACACAUGUACCCCAGUGACCACAGCAGGUCCCAGCAAUGGACAAGUACGGCGCCAGGGUGGGGAAGAGCCUCACUGCUCCUGCCCCAGGGCGCCAGCAGAAGACAGUAACAGGCAGGAGAAAGCAGAGCCGCCAGAGCUACCGCGGCCUAUCUGGAUGCCAGAGGACAGUCUGAGGACCGUCUAAGGAGACAGGUCCUUACAAGGGUUCACCCUUCGGUGCAUAAAUUAGCACUCUACUCUUUUGGUGCCAGGCAGCCCCGACUGCCCACCCCCUGCGAAGCUGACACCAGCCUGGUUCAUCUACUGAGUGCCACCCGGGAUCUCAGCUGUUUUCCAAAUCCCUUCUAGUCCUGCUAUAGAAAUGUCUCCAACUUUGAUCAUGGUUUAUGUGAGGUAAAACGGCUUUUUGCAGCCUCAAGACCUCAUCUCCUUCGGUGCUCUGGCCCUCCAAAUCGGCCUGGCUGCCCCAGGACCGAGGCCUGUGCCUUUGACUCUCAAAGUCGGUGGACACCAACACCGAGACCAACAUCCCCCAGCAGCUGCUGGAGUCCCCCACCUUUGCACUCCCACAGCUAACAUGGUAGGGCUCAUGGUUGGCAGAGGCUGGACCCAGCAUCUCUCUCCAAAGACAGGGGCACAAAGCAGCCAGCCUCCGCCUGCUUGCACACUGCCAAUAUCCCCAUGAGUCAUAUCCUACCCACUCUGCUCCCAACCAGCCAGGAAUGGGUCUGCCCAGGAGAGUCUGACCAUCUCUCCUUGGAGAACUAAGGGGCGACCCUGGGAUGCAACAACAGCACCAAGGCCCAUGGACCAGACCCACGCACACCAACCACAGCGCCCUGGGAGGGCCGCCCUGCACCCUUCCGGAUGUGAGGUGGAAGAGGUGCUCUUGAAUCCAGAGCCUGCUCAGCAUUUGGCACAACCACGGAUUUUUCAUGCUCCCUACCCCCUAGGGUCAGGCUCCGGCAGAAGCAGACAGCAUCCAUCAUGGGUGACCAGAGUUUCAUGUGGGGCUGCAUUACAGUGCAUAGAGGUGCAGGGAAACCAUGGGGACAGCCUAGAUCUAGUGGGGUGCAUGGAAGGAGUCCACCCCCAACAAGGAGUAAGGCCCACAGCACACCUGGUGCUCACAGGACCUCAGGGUGGACUAGGAGCCUCUCCUCAGUGUGUGCCCCACCCCCUACCCCCACUCCCCCUCUAGAAAGCAGGCUGGAGGCAGUGAGGAUUCCCAGGACCAUCAAAGUCAGGGGCAAAAGUGCAUCGAUGGCUCUCAGGCCCAACAUAGCAAUGUGCAGACACUCCACUGCUCCUCGGUCCACCAGCAGGUGCCCGAGACACCUGGACA